AUGGCGUCGGGGAAGAAAGCGUCAGAGGGCAUAGCUUUACUAUCCAUGUACGGUGAUGAGGAGGAGGAUGAUGAAAUGGAAUACCUCGAAGAACAUAAAGAAAGAGAGCAAGAAGAAGAAGGAAAUCUCAUAAGCGACGCCGCUGCAGAAGAGGACGACACUGUAAGUAACGGCGUGGUUGCUUCUGAUUCCGGCACUGAAAAUACUCCUUUGCGACACAAGGAGCGUGGAGGUCUGAAUGACAAUUCUACCCCCAAUAAUACCUUUUAUUCUGGCGGCACUUUUUCCGCAACUACAACUUCGCAGCAGCCGUCUCUCUUUUCGCCUCAACAGCAACUGCAACAGACUGUUGGUUCGGAUUUGAAUUCGGUUCAGAGUCGGAAAAAUAUGCUUACCAUAGUGGAUUACGAGCAGGAUGAGGUGGCAAUGUCCCCUGAAGCCGAGGAAGGUGAAAUAAUGGAAACUGGUCAGGUAAAGUAUGGAGAUGAGCUCCAAAUGGUGAUUGGUGAGUUCCAAGAAAUAACAUCACCAGGAAUGGUUCGACUCCCGACACCUAGCACUCAAGCAACACCUCCUCAAUUAUUAAAACAAAUUGAUCCGCCAGAUUUAGAUGUGGUGAACCAUGUUGCAAAUGAAGCAGAAGCUGCACAGACCGAAGACACUGUUAUGAUUUCUGCAGAAGAGCCAAAAGAGAAUGAUGCACUGGACAAGUUUCUCUCCGCACCCCCAAAGGAUAAAUGCUCAGAUGAACUGCAGGAGAAAAUAAUCAGGUUUCUUGCACUAAAGAAAACUACUGGAAGAAGUUUCAAUUCAGAAGUGCGUAAUCGAAAGCAAUACCGGAACCCUGAUUUUUUGUUGCAUGCAGUGACUUAUCAAGAUAUUGAUCAAAUAGGAUCUUGCUUCAGUAAAGAUGUAUUUGACCCUCAUGGAUAUGACAAAAGUGACUUCUAUGAUGGGAUAGAGGUUGACAUGAGGCGUGAAAUGGAGAGGAAGGAGCAAGAGAAGAAGAAGAAUCAAAAAGUAGAUUUUAUGUCUGGAGGAUCACAGACUGGAAUAGUUGUCCCUACGCCAAAAGUAAACAUGCUAAUUCCAGUUCAAGCUUCAGUAGAUGCUGUAACUCGGGAUGGUAGACAGAACAAAAAAUCGAAGUGGGAUAAGGUGGAUGGCGAUCAAAAUAAUCCUCUGAUCAGUGGAGGGAACGAUUCUUUGUCUACUGUGGACGCACAAGCGUUGCUAUCUGCUGCUAAAGCUGGUAGUGGAUACUCUGCUUUUGCGCGACAAAGGCGGAAGGAGGCAGAAGGACUCUUUCCGCAACUUGUCUCAAAUGUCGGCAGGUUUUUCAGGUCUAAAACAGUAAGGCUGUGCUGUUUGGUUGACGGGUUCCCCUACCCUAUCCCCUUCAGAAAACUAUGGACUAUAGAAGACACCGGUCGGGAGAAACCAUCCUUAGAUUGGAGCAAAGGCAUGCAUAUUGCCAUCGGAGUCUUCUAUAUUUGCACGAACUGUGAGGUGAAAGCUGCAAAAGUUUUGCUAGAUGAAAGCUUUGAAGCCAUUGUUGGGGAUUUUGGUCUAGCUAAGCUCUUAGACUCUAAAGGACUCACAUGUUACAACUGCAGUCCGUGGUAG
Fraxinus pennsylvanica is the source of this 1626-nucleotide messenger RNA. The record is from the annotation of a GenBank genome assembly. Lineage: Eukaryota; Viridiplantae; Streptophyta; Magnoliopsida; Lamiales; Oleaceae.